AAGAGUCUUAAAAAAAGAAAAAAAAGCACAAGCCGCUGUGGGACUGCAUGUGAUGAAGGAAGAAUACAGCUCAGAGCUAAGUGGCUGCACACAGGCAGUCAGUAUGCGGCUCCUGUUGAGCAUAUUGUACUCCUUCCUAUCUCUGACCAUCUUCGGAUUGUACCCAACUAUGACUAUCGGGCCAAAAGAGGGCUGGCAGGUGUACAGCUCGGCCCAGGAUGCCGAUGGGCGUUGUAUCUGCACAGUAGUGGCCCCAGAACUAAAUUUAUGCUCCAGAGAUGCUAAGACCAGGCAACUCCGCCAUCUUCUAGAGAAGGUGCAGAACAUGUCUCAGUCCAUUGAGAUGCUGAACCUGAGAACCCAGAGGGAUUUUCAGUAUGUGAUGAAGAUGGAGAACCAGAUGAAGGGCCUGAGGACCAAAUUCAGACAGAUUGAGGAUGACAGGAAAUCCGUCAUGGCCAGAAACCUCCAGCUUUACCAUAUUCAUUCCUUUGAGCUUCAAGACAAGAUGGAGCAGCUGAAGCCAUUGAUCCCUGUGUUGGAGCAGUACAAGAUGGAUGCUGCACUCGUUUCCCACUUCAAGGAGGAGAUCAGGAAUCUAUCAACAGUGUUAACAAGCAUCCAGGAGGAACUUGGAGUCUAUGACUAUGAUGAGCUCUAUCAGCGGCUUCUGCGACUGGAUAACAGGCUCCGCAGUUGUAUGGGUAAAUUAACAUGUGGAAAGUUAAUGAAAAUCAAUGGGCCUGUUACAAUAAAGACCUCUGGAACCCGCUUUGGGGCAUGGAUGACUGAUUCACUUGUAUCUACAAGAUACAACAGAGUUUGGUACAUGGACGGAUAUACCAAUAGUAAGCUCGUCCGAGAGUUCAAGACAAUGGAGGACUUCACGGCAGGAGUGGUGGCUCGCACUUACAGCCUUCCAUUCAAAUGGGAGGGAACCAAUCACAUUGUUUACAAUGGGUCACUUUAUUACAACAAGUACCAGAGCAACAUUAUCGUCAAGUACAGCUUCGAGACAGGCACCGUGCUGGCCCAGCGAGCUUUGGAGUUUGCCGGCUUCCAUAACAUGUACCCGUACACGUGGGGAGGGUAUUCAGACAUCGACGUCAUGGCGGAUGAACUGGGAAUGUGGGUUGCAUAUGCCACCAACCAAAACGCUGGAAAUGUUGUCAUUUCCCAGAUUGAUCCAGACACACUGCAGGUCCUGAACACUUGGACCACAGAAUACUCCAAAAGGAAUGCAGGGGAGUCAUUCAUGAUCUGUGGGACGCUCUAUAUUACCAACUCUCACCUGUCAGGAGCAAAGGUUUACUACGCAUACUCUACAAAGACUUCAACAUAUGAGUACAUAGACAUUCCGUUUCUCAAUCAAUACUUCCAUAUCUCCAUGCUUGACUACAAUGCCAGGGAGAGAGUGUUGUACGCCUGGAAUAAUGGACACCAGGUCAUAUUCAACAUCACUCUAUUCCAUGUCAUAGACACCGAUGAUGGUGCUAAAAAGUGAACAGUGACACAAACACCAUUUGUAUUUAUCGUAACGAAUAAUUGUAAUAUUGUAAUUAUAAUUGCAUAAUUGUUUUUGUUAAAGUUGGCUAAUAGUGUAGCUCAGUUUUCUAAUUUUAACCUCAAGACUGUGGAAUGGGUCAUGGACACCAAUGUCUUAAUACCUUUCUUGGAAAACAUCCAUCCGUCCAUCCAACCUUUUUCUGCUUGUUAAGUGUCAAAAGCUGGAGCCGGAGCUUAUCCCGGACGACUUUGGUCAAAAAGCCAGGUCGCCAAUGCAAAUGAGAAUCUGCUCUCAAUUGCCUUACCUGGAUAAAUAAAGGUUACAUAAAUAAAAAUAAACUGUAUAGUCAAACAACCAUUCACACCGCAACAGAGUGGGACUGAACUUGUAUGGUGCCUGCACAGAUGAUCAUAGUAUGACAUUGCUAUAUGUAUUGUAUAUGCCUAGCCUCUUAUUAGUUGGUGCAUGCAUGCCUUGUGUGCAUUACAUUUCAAACAGAUCGCUGGGAUUUGCUUCUUAAGCUUGCUAUCACUGCAAUUUAGCAUAUUUGCUGCAAUUUAAAGUCCAUGUUAUUUUUAUUAUUAUUAUUUGUGUGUUCUUUUGGUGCAUUUUUAAUUAAACAUUUGUUGAA
Phycodurus eques (leafy seadragon) is the source of this 2138-nucleotide messenger RNA. RefSeq names its product olfactomedin 3a (gene olfm3a). The transcript has 6 exons. Lineage: Eukaryota; Metazoa; Chordata; Actinopteri; Syngnathiformes; Syngnathidae. Gene Ontology annotation, biological process: signal transduction. The coding region runs from base 53 to 1504 and encodes 483 amino acids. The record is from RefSeq and is a predicted model, not a curated record.